AUGGCCACCGGUGAGCUCGCAUGCACUUACGCUUCUCUCAUCCUCCACGACGAUGGAAUCGAUGUCAUUGCUGAUAAGAUCUCAACACUGGUGAAAACAGCCAAUUUGAACAUUGAAUCAUACUGGCCUAGUCUCUUUGCCAAGCUUUGCCAAAACAAAAACAUCGAUGAUCUCUUUAUGAACGCUAGUGUUGGUGGCUCUGCUGCUGUUCCCAUGGCUGUGUCUGCUUCUGCCUCUGCAGCUGGAGGAGCCAUUCAAGCUGCCCCAGAAACUGAAGAGUAA
Molecule: messenger RNA, 282 nt
Organism: Camelina sativa (false flax)
Lineage: Eukaryota; Viridiplantae; Streptophyta; Magnoliopsida; Brassicales; Brassicaceae
Source: RefSeq, a predicted model, not a curated record